AUGUCUGAGGGCAGCCGGACGCAGCUAUUGGUCAAGGCUCGCUUCAACUUUGAGCAGACCAAUGAGGACGAGCUGUCCUUCAACAAGAGUGAUGUCAUCAACGUGACACGCCAAGAGGAGGGCGGCUGGUGGGAGGGGAGCCUCAACGGCAAGACCGGCUGGUUCCCUAGCAACUAUGUCCGUGAGAUUAAAGGCUGUGACAAACAAGUGUCUCCCAAAUCUGGGACCCUGAAGAGUCCUCCAAAAGGCUUUGACACUACAGCCAUCAGCAAGACCUACUACAACCUGGUGCUGCAGGACAUUCUAGAAACAGAGACAGAAUAUUCCAAGGACCUCCAGAGCCUUCUGACUAACUACCUGCGAUCUCUCCAGAGCACAGAGAAACUGAGCAGUACAGAUGUGUAUCUGAUCCUGGGGAACCUGGAGGAGAUCAGCACCUUCCAGCAGAUGCUCGUCCAAUCACUGGAGGAGUGCACCAAACUUCCAGAGAGCCAGCAGAAGGUAGGGUGCUUCUUCCUGAAUCUCAUGCCCCAGAUGAAGGCUCUCUAUGUGGGUUACUGCUCCAACCACCCCUCUGCAGUCAACGUGCUCACCCAGCACAGUGAGGAGCUGGGGGAAUUUAUGGAGGGGAAAGGAGCCAGUAGUCCAGGUAUCCUGACUCUGACCACAGGUCUCAGUAAACCCUUCAUGAGGCUGGACACAUACCCCACAUUAACGAAGGAACUGGAGAGACACAUGGAGGAGAGUCACCCCGACCGGUCAGACAUCCAGAAGUGUAUGACAACAUUCAACAGCCUCUCGGCCCUGUGCCAGGAGGUGAGGAAGAGGAAGGAGCUAGAGCUGCAGAUAGUGACUGAGUCCAUCAGACUGUGGGAGGGAGAGGACAUCAGAACACUGGGCUCUGUUCUCUACAUGAGUCAAGCUCUGGUUAACAGCCCAGGAGCAGAGGAGAAGUGGGAGCGUUACCUCAUGCUCUUCCCUCAUGUCCUCCUCAUGCUGUCUGCCACUCCAAGGAUGAGUGGCUUCAUAUUCCAGGGGAAGCUGCCACUGUCUGGUAUGACUGUGACCCCGCUAGAGGACAGUGAGACCCACAAAAACUCCUUUCAGCUUUCUGGCCGUCUAUUUGAGUGUCUUCAGGUGGUGUGUAACAGUCAGCAGGACCUGCAGGACUGGGUGGACCAUCUGACCCGUCAGACUAGACAAGCCACCGUCCCCAGCCACAAACCCCUCACGGUCCCCUGCCACACGUUGCCCUCCCACCCUUUGACUCCAUCCCGUCAUGCAGAGAGCCGUGCGAUAACUGUGGCCCCAGCCUACCACACCCUGCCCCACCCCUCAUCACACAGGGCUCCACACAGAACCAUGAUGUGGGGGCCUCUGGAGCCCCCCAACACCCCCAAACCCUGGAGCCUCAGCUGCCUGCGUCCUGUACCCCCCCUCAGGCCCUCUGCAGCACUCUGCUACAAGGAGGACCUCAGUAAGAGUCCUAAGAGUGUAAAGAAGCUCCUUCCUAAACGAAAGCCUGAGAGGAAACCGUCAGAAGAGGAGUCUGCCCCGAGGAAGAGUACAGCUGCUCUAGAGGAAGAUGCUCAGAUCCUGAAGGUGAUAGAAGCUUACUGUACCAGCGCCAAAACCAGACAGACCCUCAAUUCCACCUGGCAGGGUACUGACCUGAUGCACAACCACGUCCUGGGGAACAUGGAGCGGCCCAGCGUGGACUCUCCGGGCCACCGUAGCAGCGUGUCGCGACCUGACUUGACUGGCUCAGACCUGUCGGAGGACUCUGACUACGACUCUGUGUGGACGACCCACAGUUACAGGAUGGGCUCAGCGUCGUGGGUGACGCGGAGUGACACAGGGCUACAGGUCAUCAUCCCCGGAGAGGAGAUCAUCAUGCAGGAGACGAUGAGCAACAUACAUUCUGUGGUUGGAGAGAAGAGCCUGGAGGAUGUAGUGUAUGCCCUGAGGGACGAGGUACAGGAGCUCCAACAGGACAAUAAGAAGAUGAAGAGGUCACUGGAGGAGGAGCAGAGGGCACGGAAAGAGCUGGAUAAGGUUGUCCGGAGGGUGUUACAGAGUAUGAAUAACCACACCUGGGACGAGACUAACUUAUGA
Oncorhynchus nerka (sockeye salmon) is the source of this 2115-nucleotide messenger RNA. Its product is annotated as rho guanine nucleotide exchange factor 7-like. Gene Ontology annotation, molecular function: protein binding; guanyl-nucleotide exchange factor activity. The transcript has 18 exons. Gene Ontology annotation, cellular component: lamellipodium; cytoplasm. The coding region runs from base 1 to 2115 and encodes 704 amino acids. The record is from RefSeq and is a predicted model, not a curated record. NCBI's taxonomy places the organism in Eukaryota, Metazoa, Chordata, Actinopteri, Salmoniformes, Salmonidae. Gene Ontology annotation, biological process: lamellipodium assembly.